Messenger RNA from Exaiptasia diaphana, 448 nucleotides. Its product is annotated as NADH dehydrogenase [ubiquinone] 1 alpha subcomplex subunit 7. The transcript is spliced from 4 exons. The record is from RefSeq and is a predicted model, not a curated record. The coding region runs from base 37 to 336 and encodes 99 amino acids. Gene Ontology annotation, cellular component: mitochondrial inner membrane. Gene Ontology annotation, biological process: ATP synthesis coupled electron transport; mitochondrial electron transport, NADH to ubiquinone. Lineage: Eukaryota; Metazoa; Cnidaria; Anthozoa; Actiniaria; Aiptasiidae.
AAAAGUCCCAUAAAACUUGCGCACCUUCAAUCCAAAAUGGCGAAGGUAACAAGAGCCAUGGAAAUGUUGAGAAACUUUCUUGUUGGGAAAACACUGAUAGUUCCCCAUCGUUACGCCGAAAAUUUAGUAAAAAGGACCCAACCCUUACCCAAUCUACCAGAUGGAGCAGCUCAUAAGCUCAGUGCUAAUUACUAUUGUGAUAGAGAUCUGCGCAGACAAGCAGCCCCACCCACUGUUGUUUACAGCCAACAAAAGUUACUAGAGACUAUGGAUGAAACUAGUGAAAUUGAAAAAACACCAAAGUUACCUGGACAGACUUACGUUCCCAAAGAUUAAAAAUCAGUUUUGAGAAUGGGCUUUAUUUUGACAAAUUGUGAAUGUCAUGAAAUCCAGACCUGUGUUACAUGUAAAUAAUAUCAAGUAAAUAAAAAAAAUCAAUUUAAAUAUA